CCUUGCAUUGGUCUGUUUUGUGCAUGAUGACUUUGGUGACUGUCUUAACUUCUUGUCUUGUUUGUGCUACCAUUAAGAUUUCAUCCUUCUCCACAUCUUCUAUUUCAAGUUUGAGCUCAAUGACCAUUCAUGCUUUCUUGUUGACAAGUGGCUUAACUACUUCACAUUUAUGUUCUGUAAGGGCUGUGGAGAGCAUUGGGGAGAAUGUAGAUGAGGUGAUGGAAGGAGACAUUGUCAUCCCAAGCUUCUUGGCAGAUUGUGGAGAUUGCAUUGAUUGCAAAUCCAAGAAGAGCAACUUAUGCUCAAAAUUCCCAUUUGAGGUCUCUCCUUGGAUGCAUAGAGACAAGACAAGUCGAUUCAUGGAUCUUAAAGGGGAGACUUUAUACCAUUUCUUAUAUGUGUCAAGUUUUAGCGAGUACACAGUCGUAGAUGUUGCUCAUGUAACCAAAAUUGACCCUGCUAUCCCACCAAAUAGGGCAUGCCUCCUCAGUUGUGGAGUGUCAACAGGGGUAGGUGCUGCUUGGAGAACAGCAGAUGUAGAAGCAGGGUCCACUGUUGCUAUAUUUGGGCUGGGAGCAAUCGGAUUAGCAGUUGCAGAGGGUGCAAGAAUGUGUGGAGCAACUAGAAUUAUUGGUGUGGAUGUGAAUCCUGACAAAUUUGAAACAGGCAAAACAUUUGGAGUUACUGAUUUUGUGAACUCUGCAACUUGCACCGACAAACGUUUGAGUGAGGUACAUUUGUUAACCCUAGCACUAAUGUUGAGAACAUAUCAAUUAUUGAGAUAGAAUACCAAUUGUUGAAGAAGAGAUGUGCUUUUCGUGG
Messenger RNA from Camellia sinensis, 822 nucleotides. The record is from RefSeq and is a predicted model, not a curated record. NCBI's taxonomy places the organism in Eukaryota, Viridiplantae, Streptophyta, Magnoliopsida, Ericales, Theaceae.